Lycium ferocissimum is the source of this 2342-nucleotide messenger RNA. RefSeq lists its product as uncharacterized. The transcript is spliced from 7 exons. NCBI's taxonomy places the organism in Eukaryota, Viridiplantae, Streptophyta, Magnoliopsida, Solanales, Solanaceae. The coding region runs from base 112 to 2244 and encodes 710 amino acids. The record is from RefSeq and is a predicted model, not a curated record.
AAUUUCACUAACGGCCAUUUCCCUUUCUUCUUCUUCAACUUCUCUCUACAAAAUCUCAUAUAUAUAAUUUCCUCUAAAUUUUAAUUUUCACCAUAUAACUAGCAAAUAGCAAUGGCAACCCUUACUCCAGGUAUCCUUUUAAAAUUACUUCAGUCAAUGAACACUGGUACACGUGUCACCGGCGACCACCGUACACCGCUACUACAGGUGAUCGGAAUAGUUCCCGCACUCUCCACAACUGAUAAUUCCCUGUGGCCUCACAAUGGGUUCUACGUGCAACUCUCCGAUUCCCAUAACUCAUCCUACGUGUCCUUAUCAGAUCGUGACACGGAUUUAAUCCUAACAAACAAGCUUCAACUCGGUCAAUUUGUUCACGUUGACCGGUUUUGCUUUGAAUCUCCACCGGUCCCACGUGCUAUUAAUGUUAGACCUAUUGCUGGUAGACACGGCUUCAUUGGCUCCCCAGAACCGUUAGUUGCGAGGAUUUCGAAUGGAGGGUUUCUCAUCCAACCCGUUUCGGAUUCGGAUCCUAUUUCUGUUUAUUUGUCGAAAAAUGGAGCCGGGUCGGGUAGGAGCGGAUCCAGCUCUUCAGGAACCCAUAAACUUCAAAUGGAUGCGUCUCUAGGUUCGGGGCUGAAUUCAAAAGAUGGGAAGGAAAAAGUCAAGGUUAGAGAAGUGCUUGCACAAAAAGAAAAUGUGGAAUUGAACAAAAAUUCUUCUGAAAAAGUUCAACCACCAAAAAGAUUUUCAUCUCCGGCGUCAGUGAAGCAAAGAUCAGUAUCGGCAGGGAAGAAAAAUGUGAGUGGUGGUGGUGAAAGGGAUCCAUCACCAGCUGGGAAAGUGAAGAGAUCAGCAUCACCAGUGCCAUCAAAAACUGUAGUGCCAAGUUUAGUAGCUGCAAAGGAGGAAAACAGAAGGACGUCAAAGGAAGCAGCUAUCAUAGUUCCAUCGAGGUAUCGGCAACCAUCACCUACAGCAGGGAGAAGGCAAGCAAGUCCAUUGGUGGCGAGAAGGAUGUCGUUAUCGCCUGGCCGACGAUUAUCUGGUGGUCUUAAGGGUGGGGAUUCUUCUGGAAAGAAGAAAAUGGCUGCUAUUGCUGCUGGAAUCUCAAAAGUUUCGGAAGCAAUUGUGGGGUCCGGUAAAUCAAGUAGAAAGGGUUGGGAUGAAGGUCCAGCAAGUAGUGGUGACUCUUUUGAACAACCAGAGAAGUUUUUUUCAAAGAAAAAGCCGGAUAUUCAGGCAAUUCUGAGAACACAGGCUGCUAUUUCUAGGCGUUUGAGUGAUGUAAGCUGUCAUGCUGAGGAUUUUGGAAGUGACGGGAAAGUAAAAUCUGGUGUUGCUGAAAAUUCCCCCGACUCUGAAAAGCCUAAUAAUGCAGCUCCAGUUAUUCCAGUUCAUGAGAAGAAGUGGACUGAUGGCAGUAUAUCACUGCAUUCUAUGUCCUCAGAACUCGCGAAGCUUGGAAAGGAGGCUAUGCAAAGGAGAAUAAUUGCUUCAACAGCUGCAGCUGAAGCCUUGGAAGAGGCCCUUGCCACUGAGACUAUUGUUAGAAAUUUGAGUAUGUUUGCAGAUCUACACUCAACAUCCAACCCUAAAAACCCUCUACCAACAAUUGAUCGUUUCAUGUCAAUAUACGAAGAAGUAGUGAAAUCAACAAGUGUUGCUGAAUCAAUCACCAGCUGUCGUGGUGUCCAAAAAUCUAUCGAGAAUAUGACUACGGAACAACCAAAAUCAUCUCUUCUUUGGGUGGAGGCUGCUCUAGCAACUGAUCUUGAAAUCGUAUCUCUCUUAACAAAUCAGAACAGUGGAACUCAAUCAGCAUCAGCAAAAAGCUCUCCAACAUAUCAAUCGACAAAAGCAUCUAAUAAGAAUCCUUUGAUGGUUUCAACAUUAACUGGAACUUGGACACGGGGUAAUGGGAUGAAUGAGACAGUAGGACUUGCAAAGAAGUUGCAAUCCGAGAUGCAAAUUUGGUUCAUCACUUUCGUUGAAGAGUCGUUAGAUGCAGGUUUUCGUGUGUUCAAGAAUUGCUCCUCCCUGGCUUCUGAUGGAGCUUCCUCCAACUGUGGUUCAAUUACAGCUAUUUUGUCACAACUCAAGAGAGUCAAUAGCUGGUUGGAUCGGGUAGUCUCUAAAAAGGACGAGCAAUUGAUACAGAAGACUGAAUGCUUGAAGCGGAAAAUUUAUGGAUUUGUCAUUCAGCAUGUCGGAACGACUGCUGAAAAUUCAAUCCCUUCAUCUUAAGUUUUGUGUUUUUAUCUUUCUUCAAUGUAAGGAUGAUAACUACUAUGUCGUCACUUAUAACUGGAGUUGAAGAAAUUCUUCACCUCCAUGCUUUAGGC